This is a messenger RNA of Nymphaea colorata (pocket water lily), 877 nucleotides long. Its product is annotated as 21 kDa protein-like. Bases 95 to 721 code for a protein of 208 amino acids. The transcript has a single exon. Gene Ontology annotation, biological process: negative regulation of catalytic activity. NCBI's taxonomy places the organism in Eukaryota, Viridiplantae, Streptophyta, Magnoliopsida, Nymphaeales, Nymphaeaceae. Gene Ontology annotation, molecular function: enzyme inhibitor activity. The record is from RefSeq and is a predicted model, not a curated record.
UCCGCUUCCACAGAAGAGAAAUCAGAAACAGAGAGCUACAGAGAGAGAGAGAGAGAGAGUUUCUUUCUACCAAUUUCUGAGCAACCUGUCUGCCAUGGCUAUGGCUUCUCUGAUACCAUCCAAGCACUUCCUCACCCUCAUCACUCUGGCCUCCCUUCUUUGCGUCGCUGCCGCCACGGCAAGACCACACCGCUCCAUCUCUACCAGAAGCUUCAUUGUGAGGUCCUGCCGGAAAACCCACUACCCAAAUGUGUGCCUCAGCUCGUUGGAGAAGUACGCCGGCCAGAUCCAGUGCAGCUCCACGGAGUUGGCCCGGGCGGCGCUCUUGGAGAGCCUGGCCAAGGCCCGGUCGACGUCGGACAAGGUGUCGAGGCUCAGGAUGAUGACCAAGGCCGGCUCCUUGAGCCACCGGCAGAUCAGCGCCAUCAAGGACUGUGUGGAGAAUGUGGCGGAGUCCAUAGACAUGCUGAAGCAAUCGCUUGGGGAGGUGGAGCACCUGAAGAGGAAGAGCUGGGGGCUGGAGAUGAACGACCUGGAGACGUGGGUGAGCGCCGCCCUGACCGACGAGGACACCUGCACCGAGGGAUUCGCCGGCAGGGCCAUGAACGGCUUGGUAAAGCAGGACAUCAGGGCAUGUAUCAGAAGCGUUGCUCAGUUGACCAGCAAUGCCCUGGAUUUGAUCAACAAGUUGUCUCACGCUAGGGGGAGAGUUUCUCCAUGAGCUCUUCCUUAAUAGGUACUCGUUUCAUGUAUAUGUAUACAUAUGCCAGUGAGCUACUGGUUUGCUCCCCACUUUCUUGUUCCUCUUUUGUCUUGUUGAUAUGCUUCUAGUGUGAUGUAUGACAACCAAGUUUUCCAUGAAAGCUCUUCUCUUUUC